AUGCAGUUCAAUUUCUCAGCCCAAACCUUAACGGAAUAAAAAAAGGAUGUAAGGACAAAAAGUUAUAUGUUUUCAAACAUUUCAUCAGCCUUGUAUUCCAAAAAAGAUGAUGAAUUCAUAAUUAAUUUUAUUGAAAAUGGCAAAAUACUGUCUUAAAAUUACAAAGCUAAAUUUCAAAAUCAAAGAGACCAACUUGUUAAACUGGCUAUUUUUGCUAAAGAGAUCUUUGAAGAAACUAAGCCUACCCUUGAAUUUCAUAAUCCCAACACAAAACAAGAUUUGAAUUUAUUUAAAGUGCAACAUUACUCAAUUGGAGAAAAUAGUAAAACCGUAAGUUCAAAAGUAACCAACUUGUUUUUUGAUUAAGUAUCAACAAAAAAUUAUUUCUUAUGGAAUGAUUCAUAUAUUCCACCACAUUCCUUACUCAAAACAUCUGCCUAAAAAUUAGCAAGUUUGGGAUAAUCCAAGACUGUUCAUUUCACUAUUGGGAAAUCACAAAUGCUUGUCUCUAGAGAUGAAGACUUGCGCUAAAUCAUUUAAGUCAUCCCUUUAAAGAAGGAAUACUUGGCCUUCAGUAGGGACGAGAACGUCGUCUAGUUGUAAGUCCUUAACAACACUAGAAAGUACAGAUUCCAUGACAAACAAAGUGCUAGUUAAUUUGUUUAGAAGCUUAUUAGUGUCUAAAAUCAAAAGGCUUCAGCUACUCCUUUGAUGACUGAAUAUCCAUUUGGAUAGCAUUUGUAGAAUAUUGUGAGAAGCAAGAAGUCUGCAAUUCAAAAACUGAAUUCCCAAAUUGCUUAAUACGAGUAGAAAGUCUAACAAUUAAAAGUGCAGAGAUAACAACUACUGUCAGAGUUUAAUGAUUUGGAUUUGGACAAAGUGGACGAUGAUGAGUUGAUGAUAAAUAAGGAGAAGGAAUAGCAGAAUAAGCAGUCUUCUUUUGAGCCAGCUAGUUUAUUUAAGGCUCCUGUUAAAUUUAAGGAUGAGUGA
Paramecium tetraurelia is the source of this 990-nucleotide messenger RNA. RefSeq lists its product as uncharacterized. NCBI's taxonomy places the organism in Eukaryota, Ciliophora, Oligohymenophorea, Peniculida, Parameciidae. The record is from RefSeq and is a predicted model, not a curated record. The transcript is spliced from 4 exons.